Messenger RNA from Gekko japonicus, 463 nucleotides. Its product is annotated as cytochrome P450 2K1-like. The record is from RefSeq and is a predicted model, not a curated record. The annotation marks the transcript as partial. Gene Ontology annotation, molecular function: heme binding; oxidoreductase activity, acting on paired donors, with incorporation or reduction of molecular oxygen, reduced flavin or flavoprotein as one donor, and incorporation of one atom of oxygen; iron ion binding. Gene Ontology annotation, cellular component: cytoplasm; intracellular membrane-bounded organelle. Gene Ontology annotation, biological process: xenobiotic metabolic process. NCBI's taxonomy places the organism in Eukaryota, Metazoa, Chordata, Lepidosauria, Squamata, Gekkonidae. The transcript has 4 exons.
AUGGGCUGUGGGCCUUCUGUGAUGCUGCGGUUGAUGAGCAAUUUCUGGAAGAGCAGUGGCAAAAAUCUCCCACCAGGACCACGCCUGUUACCACUCAUUGGAAACCUCCAUCUCAUGGAUGUGAAGAGGCCUUACAGAACCAUGUUCAAGUUAUCGAAGCAGUACGGCCCUGUCUACAGCAUCCAAAUGGGAUUCCAGAAAAUGGUUGUUCUGACAGGCUACAAGACUGUAAAGGAGGCUUUGGUGAACCAGGCAGAUGCCUUUGCGGACAGGCCCAGAAUCCCAAUGUCUGAAGAAACUCAACAUGGCUAUGGUAUUGCGUUUUCUAAUGGUGAUAACUGGAAAGUGAUGAGGCGGUUUGCGAUAACCACGUUGAAGGACUACGGAAUGGGCAGGAAGACCAUAGAAGACAGAAUUGUCGAGGAGUGCCGUUUCCUAAUACAGAAGUUUGAAUCUUUUGAAG